Messenger RNA from Lentinula edodes (shiitake mushroom), 549 nucleotides. RefSeq lists its product as uncharacterized. The record is from RefSeq and is a predicted model, not a curated record. NCBI's taxonomy places the organism in Eukaryota, Fungi, Basidiomycota, Agaricomycetes, Agaricales, Omphalotaceae. The transcript is spliced from 3 exons. Bases 1 to 549 code for a protein of 182 amino acids.
AUGAGCUUCGCCAACGUUAUCUUGCUUUCUCUUGACCCAGAUACAAUGAUAACCAGCGUAUCGUCCUCUGCUGACAAGGUCUUGGACUUGAACUCGAACUCAAUUCAGAAAGAGGCUUGCAUCGGACGCUGCAUUCGUCUUUUUUUAAUUGGAUGUGCUAUCAUCAAGCAACUAGGUCAUUUUCAUUACGAAUGGACGAGCUUGCCCGUUUCGAUUGUUGCUACAACUCCGCAAAACCUCCUUCCAGAGCUCCCCGGUAGCAGAUACUUCCUACAGCGACCAGCGAAGCCAUCAACUGAAGCCGAACCUCAAGAGUUUACUAAAAAGCAAGGAAGCGAACAGAGGCGGAUCCAUUUCGACCGUUCUCGGGAGUCUCACAAUAUCUCAAAUCCGAUUGCACUGCUCGUAUCAGAUUUUGGGAAAUUCCAGACGAAUAUCAAAAAAAUUGAACCUUCUCUUCGCGCUAUACUAUAUGCUCAGAAGAUGGUGGGUAAAUUCUUCGACGACGAGGCGGGUCGAGAGCAAGAACUCUUCGCGAUCCUUGGGUAG